Amyelois transitella is the source of this 2567-nucleotide messenger RNA. It is a transcript of the gene nuf, whose product is annotated as rab11 family-interacting protein 4. The transcript has 14 exons. Gene Ontology annotation, biological process: endocytic recycling; regulation of cytokinesis. Lineage: Eukaryota; Metazoa; Arthropoda; Insecta; Lepidoptera; Pyralidae. The record is from RefSeq and is a predicted model, not a curated record. Gene Ontology annotation, cellular component: endocytic vesicle; midbody; cleavage furrow. Bases 358 to 1761 code for a protein of 467 amino acids.
UCCAGUGUGAUUCAUAGGUGUGUUCUCGGUGCUGUGUUUGACAAUCGUAAAUAAAACCUGUUUUAUAUUAAAAGCACAACGUUUUAUGUUACUUAGAUAAAACGAAAUAGAUUUGCGUGUUCAAAACAUUGAUUUGGAAUUAUUGUGUUAGUUUUUCGUUCUGUGUUCUUUCAGUGCUUAGUUUCGAAAGAGUGACAACAAGUUUUCUUGUGUUGUGCCUUUGGUCCUUGACUUGGAGGCUUUUAUCAUCAUCGCCGACGACGCUUGCCCCAUUCUUGUUUGUUAGGCGGGCAAUUUGUGGUCAAGAUUACGUCACCGCUGAUUUGAAACGAGCGGACAGAAGUUUUUGAACUGAAGAUGCCUCAGGCGACCAUGAUGGCGCCCAGUGUGUUUCAAAGGACCAAGUCACCAAGGUCAUCGCCGGGAAACCUGUCCAGGAAACUACAGAACGGCACAGAACCCACGUCCCAGGUGGACCCGCAAGCGGACUCCAGCCCGGGCAACUCUAUCUCCGACGCUGAGAACUUUGAGUGUUAUGGAGAAGCGGACGGGGAUGCACCCACAAACAGCACUGAGAACGGCACGAGAAGUCCAGGAAGCCAUCUCAACAGGCAUUCCUGGACCAGGACUAGUCUAAGACGGACGCCGCCCAGCCAUCAAGAGAACCUGCCGAAUCGCAGAUGGGGGUCGAUGAGACACUCUGGAAAGCGACAGAUUGGAUCCGCCAAUGUCUUAGCUAGCCAAUUGUACCGGUCGUCGUCGUUCAACUCGUCCGGCUGUGGUUCGGGCGGGGAGCCGACAGACGAUAUGUAUUCUGAUGUGUCCUUGGAGGAAGACGUCCAAGGGCUUAAUUAUAAGGUUCUGAUGCUGCAGCAACAAGUGACGUCACUGGCCGACACACAGAGCACGGCAGACGAACGCUACGCGAGGGCAAAGGCAGACAACGCCGUGCUGCAAGCGAGGCUUCACAUGUUGGAUGAACAAAUAAGAGAGAUCGAAUGCCGGUGCGAGGAGAGGAUUGCAGAAGAACAGAAGCGCUGUAGAGACGCCAUAGCCCGCGUGGAGCGCGAGCGGGACUCUCAGCAGGCUGCUCUUAACGAUCGUCUCGCGGCCGCUGAAGCUGAGUCUUCUGAUCUUAAGCAAGAGGUGGGACGACUCCGCGGAGUAGCAGAAACCUUACGGGCUAAUGCCGACAUAGCAGCAAGGGCGCAUCGCGAAGCUCAGGAACAGAUCGGCGAACUAGUCGCCCAACUGACAGCCGCUCGGGAAGCGGAGAGGAAAGAAAGAGAAGCGGCCGCAGCAACCGCCGAAUUGUUAGCGACUGCUAAACUGGAGCUCCAGAGACUGAGAGAAGCACCCCCACCGCCGCCCGACCCGAGGCUUGAUGAGCUCAGGAAGGAACUAACGCUGCUUAGGACUCAGAAUAAAUCCCUCUCAGAGGCCCAAGAAGAAUUGCAAGCACAGAUCCUCACGCGUGGAGUGGAAGAAGGUCGUAGUUUGUUGGACGGUGUCAGCGGUCCGCUCGUCGGCACCAACUCCCUGGCCCACGAGCUAUCUCAAAUGAGUGAUGAUGAGCUCCACGAUACACAAACAGAUCACAGCAUAGAGUUGGAAAAGUUACAAAAAGCUUUGAAAGAACAACAAGAUGUGAACGUGCAACUACGUAACUAUAUCGAUGGAAUUCUUCUAGCUAUUGUCGAAAAUUAUCCGCAACUACUUGAAGUAAAAUAUCAGAAGGAGGUAGCCCAAAAUAAGUCAUAACGUUUAGUCCAUCUUGAGUAUCAUUUCGAAUUAUCAUCUUUCUGAAAUUCCUAGUACUUAGUUGAAUCUUAAAAAUUAAGUAUGUUUGGUGGUUAUGUAUACUGUGAUAAAAUGAAAAUUGAUGGACAUUUUAUUGAGAUUCGUGUAUUUUGAUUAUAACCAGAAGACCUUUAUCAAGGUUUUAACAUUUUAAACAAAAACGAAGUAGAUUUCUAUAUAUUUCUUGUAAAUAUUGUGUAGGUAUAGUGUAGUCUUAGAUAAGAAACUCAAAUGAAACUACCUAAUUAAUAAACAGUGGUGUUCCUUGUCUAAAAAUGCUGUAAAAUCUAUAGAAAAUAUAAUUCUUAGGAACGAUAAAGAUCUGUGAACAUAGGUUAAUAUCGAAUAUUGUGACAUAAAUGGAAAUUUGAAAGGCCAGACCGUCCAUGAAGACAUUGAAUAUGAAGCUACUUAAUAGCAAUUUUUAUGAAAGACUGGAUGUAUCUAAUUAUUACUAUGGGUACUUUUUUAAUAUAAUUGUUAAUAUUGAAAUGUAUAAAUAAAAUAUAGGUAUAUAGACAUUAGCCAUCAGUGGAUUGUGUAUUCCUAAAAAAAUUAUAUAGCCACAUUCACUAGUACCUAAUUAUAUAUUUGUAUUAGUUAAGAGAGAUUGUGUAUAUUUUUACAGAUAUUUAUAGUUUUAAGUUAGGAAAUAGGUAUAGUAGGUAUUUAUGUACAUUUUGAUAACAUGCAUUACUAGUUCUAAAUUGAUGAAAUGUUCUCUUAAAUAACAGUCAUAUAUGUAAAUUAAAUAAUUUCUAACUUUA